Molecule: messenger RNA, 1569 nt
Organism: Leptopilina heterotoma
Lineage: Eukaryota; Metazoa; Arthropoda; Insecta; Hymenoptera; Figitidae
Product: coiled-coil domain-containing protein 149
Exons: 9
Coding region: 154-1407 (417 amino acids)
Source: RefSeq, a predicted model, not a curated record
UCAAAACAAAGUUGAUAAAUAUAAAUAAGACAAAGACUGAAAAGAAGUGCAUGAAUAUAAACAUAUCUAAGCAAUAAUUUAAUUAUCUUCUCUCCAAGUAGAAUUGUUAAUAACUAUUUCUAAUAGUCCUGUUAUUUUAAAAUUUAUUUCACAAUGGCGAAUAUACCUGAAGCAAAGAUGAAUUAUGGAAAUCAGGAAACAGGCAAAUAUACCAAAGACUGUAAUAUAGAGAAUGCAAUGUUAAGGAAAAAAUUGCAAUUAAAAACAGAAGCUGUGAUGGUUCUUAGUCAAGAAUUAGACAAAUGUAGAACACAACGCGAUCAAUAUAAAUUAAUGGCAGAACAAAUUCAAGAGAGAUUAGUUCAUUUAAGAAAACAAACGAAUGAAUCAGUGGGAUUAAAUGGUUUCAGAACAUUGGAAUCUUUAAUGGAAACACAAGAAGAAAACAAGUGUCUUCGAUUGCAAGUUGAAACGUUGAGGCAAAAAUUUAUUGACUCACAAGCUGAUAUAAAAGUUUUGCGAUCAAAUAAUCGAGCAUUUACCGAACAAAAAGAAUCUCAACUUGCUCCGGACGCACAUCAACGAGAGGAAAUGAUUGAACAACUGGAGAAAUUGAACAUCAAAUGCAGUCAAUUACAAACUGAUUUACAAUCAGUUUUGGACGAAAAACAUGAAUUAGAAACGGAAAGAGAUGCUUUUAAAUGUAAAGCACAUCGUUUAAAUCAUGAACUAUCAAAAGCCCUGAGUGCCUCUAAACCUGUCGAUGUAGAUUCUCUUGUUAAUGAAAAUCGAUAUUUACAAGAGAGAAUACAACAAUUACAAGAGGAAAAUGAACUCAACAGACAAUCACUUUCAAAAUAUAAAGGUAUGCUGGAUAGCAAAAGAUUGAAAGGCUCGAUAAAACUCGGUGGAAAUGCAGCCGCUGGAACAGUAAUGACUCAUAAGCAAGUUGAACAAUUACUUCAACAAGGACCAAAUAUCACGCCACAAAAAGCUUCGGCAGCAAUAUCUGAUCUUCAUUGUCUUUGUGCUGCACUACUUGAAGCGUUAAAUGACAAAACUCUGGCCUUAGCUCAUCAAAAGAAAGCAAACAAAAUUUUGGCAUCAAGAAUUUGCGAAUUAGACAAUGCAGUUCAAUCGCCGACUAUGAAACUACUCGAAGGAUAUACAGGAGCGAACGUUGAUAUUGGUGACGAUUUUGAUUCUGACGCGUCGUCAAAAAAUAUGUGGAACAAUGAGGAAGUAAACGUGACAGAAUUAAUGAAAAAUGAAGGCGUCGAGAUUAGUGAAUUUUCCACAAAACAUACGUACUCGAAUCUAAUUCCAUCGAAUCUACCGCAAAAUUUAGAAGCUCUUGUACAAAAAGCAAUGAACAAUUUAAAAGACAUAAACAAAGAUAAAUCGUAAAAUUAAUAUUUCAUGUAAGUUGAAAAAUUAACUUUUAUUAUUUUGUUAAGUCUACUUUUUUUUCUAGUCAUUAAAAUGCCAAUAUGAAAAUUGCCUAUAUGGAUUUAUUCAAUCAAAUUGUAUUUAAAAAGAAAGUAAAUAAAUACUUUAUUUAUUACUCUA